This is a messenger RNA of Poecilia reticulata (guppy), 6384 nucleotides long. It is a transcript of the gene prex2, whose product is annotated as phosphatidylinositol-3,4,5-trisphosphate-dependent Rac exchange factor 2. Lineage: Eukaryota; Metazoa; Chordata; Actinopteri; Cyprinodontiformes; Poeciliidae. Gene Ontology annotation, biological process: G protein-coupled receptor signaling pathway; regulation of signaling; positive regulation of GTPase activity. Gene Ontology annotation, cellular component: plasma membrane. The record is from RefSeq and is a predicted model, not a curated record. Gene Ontology annotation, molecular function: protein binding; GTPase activator activity; guanyl-nucleotide exchange factor activity.
AAGGCUGCUGGUGUAGGAUGAAGGUUUUCAGGAGUCACAUGGACUUAACUUUUAACUGGAGUUCAGUUCAUUCUCACUACUCAGCAACGCACCUUGUGCUAAUUUCUUUCUCUCUUUUUUUUGAAACUUUUUGCUUCCCAUUUAGCUACUUUCCUCGCAUAUUCUGACAUUUUUUCCGGACUUUUUGAGGACUUUCAUCGCAGACACCGGUUGCUAGUUCUGAAUAUGUUGCGAACUUUCUUCUGCCGCAUCUAAACUCAACUUGGUGAUGUGAAACCGUGACCGGCUGAAGGAAAUAGCGUUUCUUUACAUCCACAAGUUCCCUCAGAAUGACUGAAGAAAGCAGAAGUGAACACAGAGCUGAAAGCGGAAAGGACCAGGAGAAACAGCUCCGGCUGCGAGUCUGCGUCCUAAAUGAACUUUUAAAGACUGAACGGGAUUAUGUUGGGACACUGGACUUUCUCUCGGUGUUCCUACAUCGCCUCAACCAAUACGCAGCCACCAAAAUCGACAAAAACAUCACAGAGGAAACGGUGAAGGUUUUAUUCUCCAACAUUGAGGAGAUUCUGGCCGUCCACAAGGACUUUCUCUCCAUGGUGGAGGAGCUGCUGCAGCCUGAACCUCAUGCUCACCACGAAGUCGGCCGCUGCUUUUUGCACUUCAAGAGCCGUUUCCAGAUUUAUGAUGAAUACUGCGGGAAUCACGAGAAGGCCCAGAGGCUGCUGCUGGAGCUGAAUAAGAUCAGAAGCGUCAGGACGUGCUUACUGAACUGCAUGCUGCUGGGAGGCAGGAAAAACACCGAGGUCCCACUCGAAGGCUACUUGGUAGCUCCCAUUCAGAGGAUCUGCAAGUACCCGCUGCUGCUCAAAGAGCUGCUGAAGAGGACCCCCAGGAAACACAACGACCACGCGCUGGUGCAGGAGUCCCUCCAGGUGAUGAAGGCGGUGUGCUCCAGCAUCAAUGAAGCCAAGAGGCAGAUGGAGAAGUUGGAGAUUUUAGAAGAAUGGCAGUCCCAUAUCGAGGGAUGGGAGGGAUCCAACAUCACAGAUACGUGCACGGAGAUGCUGAUGCAGGGCGUCCUGCUAAAGAUUUCAGCUGGAAACAUACAAGAGAGGGUUUUCUUCUUGUUUGACAAGCUUCUGGUUUAUUGCAAGAGAAAAAACAGGCGUUUGAAAAACAGCAAAGCAUCCAGCGAAGGCCCACGCUACCAGUUCAGAGGAAGAAUCAACACCGAGGUGAUGGAGGUGGAAAAUGUGGACGAUGGCACAGCCGACUACCACAGCAGUGGGAAUAUCGUUAACAACGGCUGGAAGAUCCACAACACGGCCAAGAACAAGUGGUUCGUCUGCAUGGCCAAGACCCCGGAGGAGAAACAGGAGUGGCUGGAGGCCAUCAUGAAAGAAAGGGAACGGAGGAAAAGUCUGAGGCUGGGCAUGGAGCAGGACACGUGGGUCAUGGUUUCAGAGAAAGGAGAGAAGCUCUACCACCUCAUGACCAAAGGGAACCUCAUUAAGGACCGGAAGCGCAAGCUUACCACUUUUCCCAAGUGUUUCCUGGGAAGUGAGUUUGUUUCUUGGCUGAUGGAAAUUGGUGAGACGGGCAACCCAGAGGAAGGGGUUCACUUGGGUCAAGCUCUGCUGGAGAAUGGCAUCAUCCACCAUGUCACAGACAAGCACCAGUUCAAGCCCGAGCCUGUGCUGUACCGCUUCCGAUAUGACGAUGGCACCUACCACCCCAGGAGUGACAUGCAUGAUGUUAUAGCCAAGGGUGUCCGGCUCUUCUGCCGCCUUCACAGCCUCUUCAACCCUGUCAUCAGGGAUAAGGACUACCAUUUACGGACCUACAAGUCUGUGGUCAUGGCUAACAAGCUCAUAGACUGGCUUAUUGCACAGGGGGACUGCAGAACAAGAGAGGAAGCGCUGAUCUUGGGGGUAGAGCUGUGCGACAACGGCUUCAUGCAUCACGUGUUGGAGAAGAGCGAGUUUAAGGAUGAACCUUUGCUGUUCCGUUUCUUUGCUGACGAGGAGAUGGAGGGAUCCAACACCAAACACAAACCCUUGAAGCACGAUCUGAAAAUAGUGGAAAAUGUCAUCGCAAAGUCUCUCUUGAUAAGGCCAAGCGACGGAAGCUACGGCUUUACCCUGGAAGAAAGAAACCGAGUCCCCAUCAUUAAAUAUGUGGAGAAGGGCUCUGCGGCUGAGAUGGCUGGCCUGGAAGUUGGGAAGAAGUUGUUUGCCAUCAACGGAGACCUGGUGUUCCUGAGGCCGUACUCUGAAGUGGAAGUUCUCCUCAGGCAGUGUUUCAACAGCAAGGGACCCCUCAGGGUGCUGGUCAGCACCAAGCCGAGAGAGACAAUAAAGAUUCCGGACUCUGCAGACGGUCUGGGCUUCCAGAUCCGAGGAUUUGGACCCUCGGUGGUCCAUGCUGUUGGAAGAGGAACGGUGGCAGCCACCGCCGGCCUCCACCCUGGCCAGUGCAUUAUCAAAGUAAAUGGCAUCAACGUGAGCAAGGAGAGCCACGCCAGCGUCAUCGCUCAUGUCACCGCGUGCAGAAAAUACCGGCGACCAUCGCAGCAAGACACCGUUAAGUGGAUUUACAAUAACAGCGAGAGCGCUCUGGAGGAAAACCAUAAAUCUGACCAGAAACCCACCCUGGAGGAGAACGGAGAUGGCUUCGAGGGCAAAGUGGAAGAAGUGAUGGACAAAUUCAACACGAUCGCCAUCAUUGAUGGGAAGAAGGACCACGUGAGUCUGACUGUAGACAACGUCCACCUGGAGUACGGCGUGGUGUACGAGUACGACAGCACUGCUGGCAUCAAGUGCCACGUGCUGGAGAAGAUGGUCGAGCCCAAGGGGUUCUUCAGCCUCACUGCGAAGAUCCUGGAGGCUUUGGCGCGGAACGACGACAUGCUGCUGCAGAUGUGCGGCAGGUUGAGCUCCAGCUGUGACGUGAUACCCGACGACUUGCAGGUACGCUUCAAUGCGAUGUGUGGCGAGAGGGCGGAGCACAUCAACCGGCGCAUCACCAGUUACAGAAAGUUUUCUCGGGUACUGAAGAACAGAGCAUGGCCCACGUUCAAGCAGGCCAAAGCCAAAGUCUCACCUCUCCACAGCAGCGACUUCUGUCCCACGAACUGCCACAUCAAUGUGAUGGAGGUCUCCUACCCCAAGACCACAACCUCUCUGGGCAGUGCAUUUGGCGUGCAGCUGGACAGCAGGAAGAACUCGUUGGAGAAGAGUGCACGCAGCGCUGGAGAGAGCGGUAAGCUGAACCCCAUGGUGAAUGCCCAAUACACCAUCACAACUAUGGCUGCCCCGUCGAGUCACAGUCUGGGUCGGAUGGAGGGACACGGACUUCGUUUUCUGCUCCGAGAAGAAGACCUGCUCACCCUGGACGCAUAUCAGAAACUUCUUUAUAAACUCACCGCUGCUGUCAAGGAAAUGGAGACACACGGCGCCCAUAUUCACGACCUUCUAUCCUCCAUCACAUAUCCUGCAGCGUCAGAGGUGAGACACCCAGAGAGCUACAUCUCCGCAGAGAGCGAAGGGGAGAAGGCAGAGAGGAAUGGGAAGAAGGUGUGUUUCAAUGUGACAGGAGACGAGCAGGAGGACUCUGGACAUGACACUAUCAGCAACAGAGACUCGUAUAGUGACUGCAACAGCAACAGGAACUCGAUCGCCUCCUUCAGCAGCAUCUGCAGCAGUCACUGCAGCUCCUAUGUUCACAGUGAUGACAUGGAUUCAGGAGAUGAAAUGCCAUCUAGUGUGUGGCUGUCCCAUGACAAGCAGAGGAAACUACACAGCUUCCUAGAGCAUCUGUUUAGCCAGGUGGACUCAAUCACCAGCAUGCUGAGAGGAGCGGGGGUGGCGCGGGCAUUCGAGCAGACAAAGUGCUUCACGCCUGCAAGAGGGCUGCAAGAAUUCCUGCAGGAGAUGGAGCCCAGGGUGAACUGCGCCAAAAAGCUGCGCCUCCACAUCAAGCAGGACCCAUGGAACCUUCCCAACAGCGUUCAGGGGCUCACACAAAUCAUUUCUAAAUAUGUAGAAGAGGUGAAGACACGACUGCUCUUGGUUCUACUGCAGUAUACAGACUCUGAGAUCCAGUUGCGACGAGAUGUGGUGUUUUGUCAGUCUUUAGUUGCAGUGGUGUGCGCAUUCUCAGAGCACCUGUUGGCUGUACUGAACCAGUUCCAUACUGUAGGAGUAGAACUGGAUCAGGACUUUCCAGAUCCUCAGGAACUCCAGGAAGCCCAGGAGGCGAGCCGACGGUGGCUGGAGCAGAUCGCCAGCGCUGGCCUGCUGUUUCACUUCCAGUCCCUCCUGUCUCCCAAUCUGACUGAUGAGCAGGCCAUGCUGGAGGACACUCAGGUGGCCCUGAUUGAUCUGGAGAAGGUCACUUUCCACUUCCAACAAUUUGAAGGAGAACCAUUGGUAGCAAAUAUGCCCAUCUCCCACCAGGUGGAGGGCACUCGCCAGGCCCUGAGGGUCUGCUUCUACCUGGAGAGUUACUACUUCGCACAUUUGCCGUACAGGCUAAAAAACGGAGGAGGUGUCAAAAUCUACCCAGUACUCUUUACGCAGGCUCUGGAGAGCAUGGAGGGUUAUUACUACAGAGACAACGUGUCGGUGGAGGAAUAUCAGGCCCAAAUUAACGCUUCCUCGUUGGAGAAGGUCAAGCAGUACAACAAAAGACUCGGGGCGUUUUUCCUAGAUCAGUCCAACAUACCGCCCAGCACUGCACCCAAAGCUGCCCUCAUAGAUAAGUUAAUGCGACCCCUAAACGCUCUGGAGGAGCUCUACCGUCUGAUGGAGAGCUUUAUAAGCUGCCGCCGCACCGCCGCCUGCCAGUUCACAGCCUGCGGGGCUUCUGGAGUAGGGCUGCUCACCGUCGCGUCGGAGCUCUGCUCGCGUCUGGGAGCCACCCACGUCGUUAUGUGCAACAGCGGCGUUCAUCGCUGCACUCUGAGUGUCACACUGGAGCAGGCCAUCCUGUUGGCUCGAAACCAUGGCCUUCCCCCUCGAUGCAUCAUGCAGGCCACUGAUGUCAUGAGGAAGCAGGGAGCGAGAGUUCAGAAUUCUGCCAAAAAUCUGGGAGUGAGAGAUCGAACGCCAUCAUCAGUUCCAAGGUUGUACAAGCUGUGCCAGCCUCCUCCCCCAGAUGGAGAUCCAUAAUGCAAUGCAUCGAAGAACAUGCUGAAACAUUCUGCAGGUUCAGCAAUCAAACUUCUCCCUCUACCAGUUUGUUAAUCUAGUUGAAGAUAGUGCCUUGUAUAUGUCCACUCUAGCUGCCUACAAUGUAAAUAAAGUUUUAAAUAGUAUUUUAAUGUUUUAUAUUGUGAUUGUUGUACUUUAUACAAACAUUGUUUUUUUUUAUGUAUCGAAAAAGAUAUUGGAUCUGAAUGAGAAGGCAAAAUGGGUCAUAAAUCCCAUCAUGUAACUGUUUCAUAUGUUUUUUUUCGCUGAAGAUAUUUUAAUUUCAUACUCGUUUGAAUCACAUAGUUACACUCCCAUGCAAAAGUAUUCUCAGCCCUUUAACUUCAUCACUUUUCAUCACAUCAAUGGAUUGAGACAAACAGAAAGUAACAGAAUUUUGGAAAGAAAAUAUACUUUUUAAUGUUGAUUUUUCCAAAUAAAAAUCUGAAAAGUUCAGAGGGCAAAUGCGUCGUAGAAUGACAUUUUAUAGCAGUUAGAGCAUUUUUGAAGUUUUUUGGUAUGUUUUUGCCAGCUUUGCAGAUCCAGAAGCUGAAAUUCUAGCCCAUUCUCUAAUGCUAAAAUGGUCAAGCUAAGUCGGAUUGGAUGGAGAGUGUCUGUUAACAUCAGUUUAAGUUUUUCCAAAGAUUCCCAAUUUGAUUUAGGACUGGGGUCAUAUGAACAAAUGAAUAUGCUUCGAUCCAAGCCUGUUCAUUGAGGUCUCAAUGUUUUGGAAAUAUUUGCCAUGUUUUCAAGUCUUUGCAGCAUUAAGAGCCUUUCUUCUAUGGUUAUUUUGUUUUCAGUUCCAUCUGGGUUUUCUAUUCCUCCUUGGGAAAAUCACCCCAACCACAUGCUGCUGCCUGCACCAUUCACUGCCGUAUUUAGUGAUGUACUUAUUAAUGCUGUCUUUGCCUGACCUGACGGCUUAGGUAGAGGCCAUGUCUUGGUGAGCUUAUAUUUCCGACAUAUUUUCAUUUUUAGAUUUGGAAUUCAACGUUGAGCUUAAGAUGUGGUUUUAUCUCCUACUCUGCUUUCAGCUUGUGCACAUUUUUCUAAUUGCAUGAUGGUUUGGUUUAACUGGACUUUUUUUUAGAGGCACCUGAUUACAAACGGUGAACAAAAAUGCACUUUUUGCAUUUUUAUUUGUAAUAAAUGUAAAAAACUAAACAAAACAUGCCUUUCACUUCACAAUUUU